CAGUGCCACUCCUGCCACGCGCACGCCUGCAGAAAGAAAGAUGCCUCUCUCCAGCAGCUCCACGUCCUCCUCAAAGAGCAUACGCAGAGCGGCGUCCGAGCUGGAGAGGUCCGACUCCGUCACGUCUCAGAGGUUCCUGGGGAGACGCCAGAGCUUGAUCGAGGAUGCGCGGAAGGAGCGCGAGGCGGCGGCCGCGGCGGCGGAGGCGGCUGAGGCCAGCGAGCAGAUCGUGUUCGAGGAGGACGACGGGAAAGCGCUGCUCAACAUCUUCUUCACCCUGAGAAACACCAAGACGCCGGCGCUGUCCAGGACACUCAAAGUAUUCGAGACUUUCGAAGCCAAGAUCCAUCACUUGGAGACUCGACCAUGCCGAAAGCUGAAGGACAACCUGGAGGGUCUGGAGUACUUUGUGCGCUGCGAGGUGCACCUGUCGGACGUCAGCACCCUUAUCGGCUCCAUCAAGAGGAAUGCGGAGGACGUCAAAACCACCAAAGAAGUCAAAUUUCACUGGUUUCCAAAGAGGAUUGCAGAUCUGGACAGAUGCCACCAUCUGGUCACCAAAUUUGAUCCUGACUUGGAUCAAGACCAUCCUGGCUUCACCGACCCCGUCUACAGACAGAGGAGGAAAAUGAUUGGAGACAUUGCCUUCAGAUACAGACAUGGGCAGCUGAUUCCCAGAGUGGAAUACACAGAAGAGGAGAUCGGCACAUGGAGGGAGGUGUAUUCAACUCUGAGGGACUUGUACACCAGCCACGCCUGCAGUGAAUACCUGGAGGCCUUCCGCCUGCUGGAAAGGCAUUGUGGGUACAGUGCGGACAACAUCCCUCAGCUGGAGGACGUGUCCCGCUUCCUGAAAGAGCGCACGGGCUUCCAGCUGCGUCCCGUGGCCGGGCUGCUCUCCGCCAGAGACUUUCUGGCCAGUUUGGCCUUCAGGGUGUUUCAGUGCACCCAGUACAUCCGACACGCCUCCUCCCCCAUGCACUCGCCAGAGCCUGACUGUGUCCACGAGCUGCUGGGCCACGUCCCCAUGCUGGCCGAUCGCACCUUUGCCCAGUUUUCACAGAACCUUGGUCUGGCAUCGCUGGGGGCCUCUGAUGAAGACAUUGAGAAACUGUCCACACUCUACUGGUUCACGGUGGAGUACGGCUUAUGCAAACAGAACGGUGAGGUGAGGGCCUACGGGGCCGGACUGCUCUCCUCCUACGGAGAACUGGUGCACUCUCUGUCGGACGAGCCGGAGACGAGGGAGUUCGACCCGGAGGCCGCCGCAGUGCAGCCUUAUCAGGACCAAGACUAUCAGCCCGUCUACUUUGUUUCUGAGAGCUUCACGGAUGCGAAGGAGAAAUUCAGGACAUACGUAGCCGGCAUCAAGCGCCCCUUCUCGGUCAAGUACGACCCCUACACCAGCAGCGUGGAAGUGCUGGACAACCCGCUGAAGAUCCAGGGAGGCCUGGAAGGCGUGAAGGACGAGCUGAAGGCGCUGACGGACGCCCUGAGCGUCCUGUCGUGAUGACGCCCUCUGUCCGCCGUCGCUUGCUUCCCGUCCGCUGAGUGUUCAUCUCUCUGUGCUGUACCUCCAGCUUGACGCUGAGUCCAUGCUUGUUGUGGCUGGCUGCGACCGUCAAAAACCUCAAAAUGCAGCGACGUUUCCAAAGAUGUUUGACACCUGGCUGGGUGUGAAUUCAUUUGUGUGAAAAGACGGGGUUUUCCUGACUGGGCCAUUCAUGCUUUUAAAGCUAAACUGUGCUUUCUGAGAAAUAUGUCAAAAGAUGGAACCAAAUCUCAAGUGAAUGUAAUCAAAGAAGUGUCAUGAGUACGAUAUAAUGAAUUUAGAAAGAAAGAAAUAUCAUAGUAUAAUAAAAUUACCUGCUCUAUUGAAAGCUUUAUUUUCCAGAUGUGUGAAUUCAGUUUA
Molecule: messenger RNA, 1912 nt
Organism: Salarias fasciatus (jewelled blenny)
Lineage: Eukaryota; Metazoa; Chordata; Actinopteri; Blenniiformes; Blenniidae
Gene: th
Product: tyrosine hydroxylase
Exons: 13
Coding region: 41-1510 (489 amino acids)
Biological process (GO): dopamine biosynthetic process from tyrosine
Cellular component (GO): axon; cytoplasm; perikaryon
Molecular function (GO): iron ion binding; tyrosine 3-monooxygenase activity
Source: RefSeq, a predicted model, not a curated record